Messenger RNA from Aegilops tauschii subsp. strangulata, 1867 nucleotides. RefSeq lists its product as uncharacterized. The record is from RefSeq and is a predicted model, not a curated record. Gene Ontology annotation, cellular component: nucleus. Gene Ontology annotation, molecular function: metalloendopeptidase activity; polyubiquitin modification-dependent protein binding; single-stranded DNA binding. Gene Ontology annotation, biological process: DNA damage response. NCBI's taxonomy places the organism in Eukaryota, Viridiplantae, Streptophyta, Magnoliopsida, Poales, Poaceae.
UGGCUCACAAAGUGAAACACCGCGGCGGAAGGGCGUAAAUAUAUGACGACCGGCGGCGGCCUCGCAUUGCCAAAUUUGCACUGUGCGUCCAUUAAUCCGCCGGAUUCCUGACAAAAGAUUUCCCCUAAAACCCUCGCCGUCACUCCCAACUCCCCAGCCCUGACGUCCCCCUUCGUGCGGCCAUGGUGGGCUCGGAUCCGGAGCCUGACAUCGCCGAGCUCUUCUGCCACUACAACGCCCUCUACUUCCAGGACUCCCUCGGCGCGUGCGCCGUCUCCUGGGCGGAGGAGCCACUCCCCUACGGUGAUACAAGUGGCUGUGAAUAUUAUCCUGGCGGCGGUGGCUGUAUUGUACUUCUUUCGAAGUCCUUAUAUGAGUUUCACACAUACUCCGAUCUGAAGAAUGCUUUGCUCCAUGAGAUGAUUCAUGCCUAUGUGUGCAUCAAAGAUAAUAACACUGACCAUAGUAACCAUGGUGCAAACUUUCAGAAGUUAAUGAAUACAAUCAAUUCCAGCUCUGUACCAGAUCGUCAUCGUCCUCUUGGUGGCUACAACAUAAUUAAGCUUCAUGAUAUCAGAAAGAAAUGUUAUCAAUAUGAAUGUGAUGGCUGUGGAGAUUUUGUUAGAUCAACCAAGAUCAGAGGACCUUCACAUGAUGACUGCAUUGAGAGAAUGGGUGCUAAUUCCUCCUGCCCAAAUUCAGCUUGUCAAUGGCAUAGGCACAAGAAGCGAUGCUCCGGUAGCUAUUAUAGAGUUGGAAAAUCAGCACCAGGCUGUGCAGAACUAGGGGGUUCAGUAGCUUCAGCUGAAGAAACACUUGAUGAACACAAGGCUGCCAAAUCAGCCAGUGGAAGUUGGCAUGCCAAACAUACAUCAAAUAAGUCGGGGACAAGCAAUAAGCAUGAACUGGAAGAUGCACCAGCUGAGUUCCGUCAUCCUACUGAUGAUGCAAUCGACAAAUCAGGACUGGGCUCCUCUUCAGGGGACAGGUGUAAUAAGAAAAUUAAAUUAUCCAAGGACGUUCGCUUUGGCAACCUGACCGGCGCAACUGUUCAGCAAGCACCAAAGCGACCAAGAACAGUUACAGCAAAAAGGAACCAAGAGUGCAGCAGACAAAAGAAAAGGAAAACCAGCAAGUGGGAUGGAUCCUAUUCAAUAAUAGUCGAACAGUUGAAUUAUUACUGUUUCGAUGAUUCAGAUGAAGAUGAGGUGCCCUUGAUCAAUAAAAGAACCGAAAUGAGAAAACGACAAAGGUUACUGAAAAAUUCUCAGGCAACAGAAUUAAACGAUGGUAGAAAGGAUGUGUGUUUUGAUUCUUGUUCUCAAGGCUCAGGGGACAAGAACAUAUCUGAAAGUGCGCCUGCUUCUCAAGUCGAAGAAUGGUCGUUGCCAGAUCAUCUUGUGCAUAAUCGUGUAGCUGCUCCAGGUCAAACAGACCAUGAAACUGUGGACUCCGCAAUUGGUGAAAUUGUGGACAUUUCAGAUGGGUGACUAUCACAGAGUUUAAUUAGCUCCUCUUAUCAACCCAAGCUUUCCGUUGUGCGUCUUGCUACUGCUAGACAUCUCGCUACACUGCAAAAGUGCAAAGGUUGUAAACUUGGAACCCGGUUUGGUUUGUGCAUAUCGCCGCUAUGGCGAGGAUGCUGCGUCGUCCUGUGAAAUAUGUGUCCUUGGCUGCUGUACAUAGUCUUUUUUAUUUCUGUUGCAGUUUACUUCAUUCUUUUACUAGCAUAGAGGGGGUUGCAAUGUUAGGUCUGUAUGCUGUAGCUCACUUCAGGCUACCGUAUUUCACUUUUCUAUUUCUGUACUUACGACAGCGGCAAGUCAUCUAAUUGUGGGCGUAUGGUUUCCCCCUCUUUGUGUUUUUU